Arabidopsis arenosa is the source of this 886-nucleotide messenger RNA. The record is from the annotation of a GenBank genome assembly. NCBI's taxonomy places the organism in Eukaryota, Viridiplantae, Streptophyta, Magnoliopsida, Brassicales, Brassicaceae.
UUCGCCUCUCACAAAGACGCCAACAGUUUUAGAAAGGUACCGAGAUAUUUUCUCAGUAGAGAGAGCUUGAACCAUGGCGGGAAUCGACACACAGAAGCAGCUUCUCUCUCUGAUCCGCGAUUUCACCUCUGAAAGAUCUCGCGGAGAGCAAAGAGUUGUUGGAUUGAAGAAGAGGAUCGAGAUUUUGCAAUUGGAAAUCGAAGCAGCGAAUUCAGAAGUUGAGAAUGCGAAGCGUAUCAAAGAAGUGGCGGAAGAGGAGCUUAAUGGUUAUGAAGUUGAAUUGUCUUUGAACGAUGCUACGAUUCAAUCUCUGGAGGCAAGGAUUGGUCUUCUUCAGGAUGAAGUUUCUACUAUUGGCAGUGAAGUUGAUGCUCUUAAGAACAAGGAAGGAUUACUCAGAGAUCAGUUUAUAAGCCAAAUGGAAGAACUGAACAAGGAGAUAAGGGAGUUCCAAAAAACAGUAGAUUCGACUUUUGGCAAUGAUGAUAGUACUGGCAUAACACCAAAUGUCAAAGCUUUUGAGGAUAGUUCUGGAGCGGAUUCAGAAGCUAUCAAGGGAAUGCUAUCUGAUUUAAGUUCUCAAUUAGCAAAAGAGAAAGAAGGAUACCUGGCGGAGAAGAAGAUACAAGAACAGCUGCAGAAGGAGCUCGAUGACUAUGAGAAGAAAAUGUCACUCAUGGAGGCCAUAACAGACAAAACGAAUUCAGUGCAAGUUCUCGCUAGAUAUCCUUUAAUCCCGUUAGCUGGUGAAGCAUGAUUUAUAAACUGAUAACUACGGUUGCAGUAAUCAUUUAUCACAUUCACAUCAACUAGUUCUGUUUUUUAAUACAGCCUGCACUCUGCAGCCAGCCAUUCUUUUGCUAGGAUAUAAAGCAAGCCAGUGCUU